GUAGAAAGUCUUGAAGGUCUUGCGUUGCUUUGGGGCAUUGGGCUGUUCUGGUGCGCUUCAUGGCAUAAGGAGGGGAAUCUGUAUGGUGCGCAUCUGCUUGUGGAGAUUUUAAAAACGCAGAUACACCGGUGCUUGUGCAUCGGCAUGUCUCUUGAGCUUAUUAGGGGGAAUUCCGUCAUUCAAUAUGAUUCUUCUUUUACGGACUGCGUGCUCAUUCAUUUUCGACUUACGGAUUCAGCCUUGCGAGAUUUGGAAGAGUUAGCCUUCUCACAAGGUGGUACAUUCAGGUUGACUGUAUCGAGCGGUAACAAGUCUUUCAUUGUACCACAUCCGAAGUGUCCAAAAAAAUUUACCUUUACAUCCUCUGGCGUGAAAGGCACUACGGACGGUUCCCUCGACUGCCUUCGAUUAUUGAACGGUACCGUUCACCACCUUGGAAAAAUUAGUUCCAGAUACACGGUAAACGCUAAAGAAGAUAGCUUUUCCAUGGCCAAGGAGCGCAUGGUACAGCUAGGAGACGUGAACCGCAAACAAAAGACAAGGGAGCUUGGCACAUGCAAAAGGAAGUCACGUAGCUCUGGCUUUCCUGGCGUCCACAACUCCGGCGCAGGAUUUGCUUCUGAACAACUUUCUAACUCGUCACGUGGCAUGGGUAUUGUCCAUCAGACCGAUUCUCCUAGUUUGUCUCAGGUCCACUCAGACGUUUCCGAGGCCAAACACAGUUCUUUAUUGCCCAACCCUUCCUUACAUCAUAAGACGCUCAGGGAGCGGGUCGUUCAUAUUCUCGCCUUACGACCGUACGGCCGACCGGAACUUUUGCUCCGUCUGACACGUGAUGGACUUACACAAUCCCAGAAAAAUGAAUUGGACGAUGUGCUUUCUAAAGUUGGCCGCAUGAACCGCAGCUGUGCGUAUUCACUGGACCCCUCUGCUAUAUCUGAGUUAGAUACGAAUUGGCCUGGGUUCUCGACUUCUGAAAGAAACCGAAUCAUUUUGCUCAAGGAGUCAAAGCAUGUGCGCUGUCCCCUUUCCGAAAACUCACCAUCAUCUUUACGGCCCCUUGCGAAUCCGCCUUGCAAUUCCUCCUCCCCAGCUCAGUCAUUCACAUGUCAAGCUGUCCACUCUGCUGAGGAUGUGUUUGUUCGGCGUCCAACAAGGGCCAGCGCACCAGUCGCACCCCAUUCUUUGAGCAAAAUGAUUGCCGCCUUAGAUCUGCUUGCUAGCGGGGUUAACCCAGCAGUGGUUGCCGAACGUUUGAGUGUCAGUCAUGAGCUACUUGAAAAAUGGCGCACAAAGGAGUCACAGCUACGGGAGCGUCAACAUCGUUUGCGUCACAAUGUGUGUACGGAUUCCACGAAUUCGGUGACCACAGACUCUCUUGCACUUGCGGCUCCUUCUCGGAUUGGAUCUCAACGCCCCAAGCGUAAUUACUCCGCACAGGCAACUCCCCCUACUAUCUCUCCUUCGUCGGCCGAAACCGCUUCGUGCAAGCGAACCCGUUUCGACCCUCUUUACAUUUCAAUGGAACAAAAAACAACCGGCGUUGUUGGUCCCGAAUCUCAGUCCAAAGGUCGCUCUUCGCCUGGUUCACCCCUGUUCCUCGCUUAUGAUCGUCAACAUUCCAACCUGAUUUCUUCAAAUGACUGGAUUACACCUAACCGUACCGAGCUACUAUCAAAUGCUCAUUCCCAUUCUAAUCUACGAGAUUCCCUUCCGACUAGCCUUUGUCUGCCCACUCGCCAAUCCCGGUUUUGUUCCCUAUCUAGCACUGUCGGUGGCAGUUGUGGUGGUGUCGGAAGUGAGGGCGAAAGUGCUCCUCAUACCCCUUACUCCAAUGUGAGUUCCGGCGGAUCGGAUGGGCACGCCGCCCCUGUUCAUCUGCGUGCCUCAAGCCUUUGUGUUCCCUUCACCGACCGGGAUCCCGUUCGCGUCCAGCUUAAUUCAAGUCGACCAUCAUCGUCCACAUCUUAUGACUUGGAUGAUGGCUCAUAUAUGCUUCAUCUCUCCUCGGGAUACUUUCGUGAUUCCGACAUAGCUAAUCCCACAACUCAGCAACCGACUAAUUUGUCAACGAAAGUUACCGAUGCAGUCUCUGGAACUUCCAUGUCUUCCGAUAUCCCCGCGCUCGCUGAGCUCAACCGGUAUGUCGAUCACGGCGGGUUUACUCAGCUUUUCGUCUCACCUCUCACGCUUCUGUUCUUCAUUGAUUCACUGCAUGGUUUCCAAAUCACGAUACUCUAGUUUCGACAAUUCGGCUGUUACUAUGUUUUCGACUUACUGAUUUGAUGAUUGUUGUCAGCUCGGACAUUUGGUGAAGCUGCUGGCCCUUUUCUUCUACUCAUGAUCCUAACCAGUAGCUUUUAGCUCUUUAUGUCUUUAUCACACUUUUUGCGUUUAAUUAUUUCGUCUGCGCAUCACUACCAAAUUAGACUAAUAGUCCAACGAAUACUCGGUCAUGCUGACUUGGUGUGUUAUACAGUUCUGGCCAACCUGUGUACUGAGUUGCCUUGGCAUAGCUAUCCACUGAGUGGUGAUUGCCAAUCGCUCCUGACUAUCUGCCAUAGCGUGACGGAGGCCAAACGAUCUUUCCGAUGCUGCACGCUCGCGUUCGUCCAUCCUACUCGUUAUAUGAUGGCAUAUGGUUCUCUCAGUUUUUAUAGAGAAGUGCAAUUCUUCACAAUUUAUGCAUUCAGCAAGGAUUGUUUAAACGCUUUUGAUGGCACUUCUUUCCGUCUUUGUGCUGCUCCUUUCUUUUUAUUUGUACUGGUUGCCUACUGCUGUCCCUAUUCCAUGUUUUUUUUCACAUUUUUUCCACAUUUUAUGUCUACGUAUCUUCAUCCAUUCAUGAUGUCCCGCCUUCUUUGUCGUAAGUGGCAUGGUGAGCAAUGUAUCUUAGAAAGUACAGAUGAGUCUCCCUGCCCUCUAUGGUUGACUGCAUAUUCGGUCCUCAAAUAUUUCUCUCAGAGGUUGCAAAACAACAUCAACCAAAUGUGCCACUCUUAUUUGACUUUACUGUCGAACGUCUUAUUCAACCAAAGCUUUACACUGCCUUUACACUAAUCUUAUUCUCUUUUUUUUGGUAAUUGCACAAUCUGCUUGCAUUUGCGAACUGUUCUAGCGCUUUCUUUUCGAUUCCUGUCUGCAUUUUUCUCAUUUUGGGGUUAAGCAAGUAAUGACCAUACGGAAUUAACACUGGCGCUAAUCCAAGGGAGACGUAUUCGGUCUCUGGAUUGUAAUCUUCGCCACUUCAAUCGCAAUUACUGUUUCACACUGCUGCACGCUUACCGUUCUUGAUGGGAUAGAAGACAGAUAUCUUUCAGCCACUGAUUUCUCACCUGUAAAUGUGAUCAAUGCAGUUCAUGGUCACCGUCAGUAUGCAAAACUCAUACCAACCUUUUUAUCGGGAUGUUAUUGACAGUCACAUUCUGAUUAACUGUCACUUUUAGAGUCUAGUUGUCAACGAAGUACGUUUAUCACAUAUUCUUGGGUCCGCUAUUGAGAAAACGUUUUAGCACUUUUUAGAAAUUGUUCAAUCUUGUUUCAUCACAAUGACACUCUGCCUUGACGUGUUGCGUUAGCCUGCAUGUCCUUGACCUAUUGAACGCUACACAUAUCCGACAUGUCGAUGGUCUGUGGUCUGUCUUCAAGCGAAUCUUGGUGGAGUCAAUUUCCCUAUUUUAACAACAUUCUAUCAUCGGAGAUAACGGUGUACGGGUCAUAAGCUCAAACUUAUUGACCUGUCCGAAGGUUAGCGAGACGAACUCUUGUUGGUUUGCUACCACUCGCUUGGAGUUUGAAUGCUCCUCAUCAAAAGGAUGCGAACCUGCUGUGGCCCACCGGCUGUUGGUUGCGAUCUCAGGUGUAUGAUUUACGUCGGGAGAAAAACGCAUUGAAUCUUUUGUUUCACUGAAGGGAACACUACACCUCGCUACAUGUGUCGGACCAUUUCUUCACUGCUUAGAGAUGUUUACUCCCAACCGAAGCCUCCCUAUUAAUGGGCGAUCGGGGAUUAUCAUCUACCCACAGAACUCCGCCAUCAGUGUAGCUUCAUUUAGGCUGUUUUUUCCAAGCUAACUACAAGGGGAAUCACACUGACUUCGCUACUCUUAUUUUUAUUUACCUAAAUCCCCCCGCAGACCAAAAGUUCUGUUCCACUUUGCUUCAUGGUCAACACUGGCACCUCGGCCAUUAGGCAACCAUUGCUUUAAACUACACUGUCUUGGAAUCGAUGAGGACCGUCAUUCCUAUUCACCCAUGUAAUUUAUCAGCUUCAUCGCAAACCUUUGACUGUCCCGAUUGUGCACACGUUAACCGUAUUCUUCGUGUCUCUGGUACUAUCAGCUCAGUGGUUAGGGCUAUUUACCUUCAGACUAUGGACAAUGUUUGAAGACAGCUCCUUUUUAUUACUUAGUUGUACUAUACCACCGACGGCAACUCCAAGGCCCGAAGACGGAUUUUAUCGGUAGAUGUCACUUUUGGUCUCUACAAUCAGAAAUACCAGUCAUUACUCAAUGUCAUUUUACAGGUUCGCUAGAGGUGGGAAGCACCUCAACUACUGUGCCGUAAUACAU
Dicrocoelium dendriticum is the source of this 4571-nucleotide messenger RNA. Lineage: Eukaryota; Metazoa; Platyhelminthes; Trematoda; Plagiorchiida; Dicrocoeliidae. The record is from the annotation of a GenBank genome assembly.